Messenger RNA from Fusarium pseudograminearum CS3096, 1161 nucleotides. RefSeq lists its product as uncharacterized. The coding region runs from base 1 to 1161 and encodes 386 amino acids. The record is from RefSeq and is a predicted model, not a curated record. NCBI's taxonomy places the organism in Eukaryota, Fungi, Ascomycota, Sordariomycetes, Hypocreales, Nectriaceae. The transcript is spliced from 5 exons.
AUGGCGGUUGGGGGCGAUGGGCAUUGGGUCCUUGCUUCCAUGUGGUCAUUGUUGCUCGUCAGCUUCGUUUUUGUUGUGUUGCGGACGUACACAAGAGUUUAUAUCGUCAAGUCUUUCGGUGUUGACGAUCACAUGUACAAUCUUGCUUUUUUCUUUCUUCUCAUGAAUACCGUUUUGAUGACCAUUGGCGUACACUAUGGCCUGGGCCAGAAUCUAAUGGAUAUUUUAGAAAACGACCCCGAGCACUUACCACUAUCGCUACUCUACGAAGCUGCCAGUCAAACAUUUGCGAUAAUAGCCAUGAGUAUCGCAAAGUGGUCUUUGGGUCUCUUUCUACUACGGCUCGUCAAGGAGAAGUGGCACAAGAUUGCCAUAUGGUGCAUGAUGGCUUGUCUCAUGUCAGCUUCCAUCGCAGUCUGUUUUGUUUACUGGCUCCAGUGUACUCCAGUAGAGUAUCUUUGGAACCGCAAGAUACCAGGUCGUUGCCAUAUAGAUACGGCCCCCGUGUCUAUGACACUUUGCAUCCUUUGUGUGGUUGCCGACUUCUUCUUCGCCGGGUUCCCCUGGCUGUUCAUCCUAGGGCUACAGAUGAAGAUGAAAGAGAAGAUGGUCAUUCUUAUAAGUCUCAGCCUGGGUGUCAUUGCUGGAGCAUUUGGCAUCAAACGUACUCUCGAAGUUCCCAAGCUCAAAAGCCCAAACCAUACAAAGGAUCCGAUGGGAUUGAUUGUCUGGUCAGCCGCUGAGCUCACUGUAACAAUGAUCUGUAUCGCCAUCCCUGUCUGCCGACCCCUAUACAAAAAAUGUUUCAGCAAGUGGACGUCUCGCAACUCUAGCAACUACCCCAACUCCGGAGCAUCAUAUCCGUUGCGGACAAUAGGCGGCGGCGUACUUCAAGCUAAGCGGGUGGACAGGAAUGGCAGCGGCAGCACGGCAGAUACCAACGAACAAGUCGAAGAACACGAACGAAAGACCGGUAUCAAUGGCCCGUUUACAAGGACGAGGGUGUAUCCCAAAAGCGAUGGAAGGCGUAUUGGAGGUGAUCAGAGUGAAGAGGAGAUCCUUGGGUCGGAAUUCCGGAGAAGUCAGAUCAUGGACCUUGAGGCACAAAAUGGCGGGACUAUGCCGACGCGCCAUACUAAUAAUUCUGAGCGAAGCAUGUAG